Messenger RNA from Lolium perenne, 2590 nucleotides. RefSeq names its product hydroxyproline O-galactosyltransferase GALT5. Gene Ontology annotation, molecular function: hydroxyproline O-galactosyltransferase activity; carbohydrate binding. The record is from RefSeq and is a predicted model, not a curated record. NCBI's taxonomy places the organism in Eukaryota, Viridiplantae, Streptophyta, Magnoliopsida, Poales, Poaceae. Gene Ontology annotation, cellular component: Golgi membrane.
AAGUAGCCCAGCACCGCGUCUCCUUCCCCCAAACGGCUACUUCCUCCCCAUUUCCGCCACCUUCCUCAACCUUGCUCCGGCACCUCACCAUGCCGCCGGCGCCGCGCAAACGCCUGGGCCGCGCGAUCCUCGUCCUCGCCGGAGCGGGUUACCUCGCCUUCCUCCUGCUCUUUGAGCUCCCUUCCCUGCCCUUCUCGUCCCCCUCCUCCUCGUCCUCCUCGCUACCUACCCACCGCUCGCGCCGCCGCGAGCUCGAGGCCUCCGCGUCCACCUCCCUCUUCUCACCUGCCCGUCCCUCCAACCCCGCCUUCCCCUCGGCCGCGUCUCCCGCGCCGUCGCCUCCGCCGCUCCCGAUCUUCUCCUCCCUCCUCGUCCUCCCGAGGUCCAACGCCACCGCGACCCCCUUCGACGGCACCGCCGCCGACGCCUUCUCCGCCGCAAAGCCCCAUCUUGCUCACCUACGAACUGCCGCCGCCGCCGCCGCAUCCGCCGCGUCCCCGCCCCCGUCCUCCCCGACAUGCCCUCCCUCCAUCUCGCUGGACGCGGACAACCUCCCCGCCGAAGGGGUCCGGACGGUGGAGCUGCCGUGCGGGCUCGCCGUGGGCUCCCACGUCACGGUGGUGGCACGCCCGAGGGCCGCGCGCCCGGAGUUCGACCCCAAGAUCGCCGAGCGCAAGGACAGGAAGACGCCUCUCAUGGUGUCGCAGUUCAUGGUCGAGCUGGUGGGCACCAAGGUGGUAGACGGCGAGGCGCCGCCCAGGAUACUGCACUUCAACCCCAGGAUCCGCGGGGACUACAGCGGCAGGCCGGUGAUUGAGAUGAACAGCUGCUACAGGAUGCAGUGGGGCCGCUCGCAGAGAUGCGAGGGCUUCGCGUCCCGUCCCGCAGAAGAGACUGUUGAUGCUCAGCUGAAGUGUGAGAAAUGGAUUCGGGAUGAUGACAACAAGUCAGAGGAGUCAAAGAUGAAAUGGUGGGUGAAACGUCUAAUUGGUAGGCCAAAGGAUGUGCACAUCAGUUGGCCAUACCCAUUCGCAGAAGGCAAGCUGUUUGUUUUGACUCUAACAGCUGGUUUGGAGGGUUACCAUGUCAACGUUGAUGGGAGGCAUGUCACUUCAUUUCCUUACCGCACUGGUUACACUCUUGAGGAUGCAACAGGAUUGUCUCUGAAUGGAGACAUCGAUAUUGAAUCAGUUUUUGCUAGUUCUUUGCCCAGUUCACAUCCUAGUUUCUCCCCAGAGAGAUACCUCGAAAUGUCUGAGCAAUGGAGGGCCCCACCACUACCAACUGAACCAGUCGAGCUAUUUAUUGGCAUUCUGUCAGCAGCUAGCCAUUUUGCCGAGCGUAUGGCUGUGCGGAAGUCAUGGAUGAUGUAUACAAGAAAAUCAUCAAAUAUUGUAGCUCGGUUCUUUGUGGCUCUGGUAAUUACUUGCUUUUCUCUUGUUUUUACUUGUUUUUGCACAUUCCAAACUCUGACAAAUCAAACAAUUUCGCAGAACGGGAAAAAGGAGAUCAAUGCAGAACUCAAAAAGGAGGCAGAGUUCUUCCGUGACAUCGUUAUCGUGCCUUUCAUGGAUAGCUAUGACCUUGUUGUUCUGAAAACCAUUGCCAUUGCCGAGUAUGGGGUUCGAGUCAUCCCGGCAAAAUAUGUAAUGAAAUGUGAUGAUGAUACAUUUGUUAGAAUUGAUUCCGUACUAGAACAGGUGAAGAAAGUUCGAAGUGAUAAGAGUGUAUAUGUGGGAAGCAUGAACUACUACCAUAGACCACUGAGAUCCGGGAAGUGGGCUGUGACUUAUGAGGAAUGGCCAGAGUCUGUUUACCCAAAUUAUGCUAAUGGGCCUGGGUAUGUGAUCUCAGCAGACAUUGCACGCUACAUUGUAUCUGAAUUUGACAAUCAGACACUUCGGCUAUUUAAGAUGGAAGAUGUCAGCAUGGGUAUGUGGGUCGAGAAAUUCAAUGUCACUCGUCGACCAGUGGAGUAUCGGCACGAUGUCAGGUUCUACCAGGCUGGUUGCUUUGAUGGUUACUUCACCGCACACUACCAGUCCCCUCAGCACAUGAUCUGUCUGUGGAGAAAACUACAGUCUGGUAACACCCAUUGCUGCAACGUGAGAUGACGAUGGCGAAAAUUGUUGGUCAUUGUUGGUCGGAGAGGUGAUCGGCUCACAAGCACAACUCGCGUAUCAGAUGGUGUCGAAAUCACGAGGGGCGGAGGAGAGCUCUCUCCUGGGUUUGUCAUACGAUUCUUUCAUUCUUUUGGUCAGUGGCCCGGUUCCAUGCUGCUGAUUCUGACACCUGAUGAACCCUUCGGGGUUCUUUUGACACUUGUUGAUAUUUAGCCACGUCAAAUUUUCUUGACCUAGGAAUUUUCAUGGUUGGCUUUUUGCAUGUGUACAGAAGCAGAGUUAUAUAUUUGUGAUAUAGGGCAUUUCAUUUGUCUAGACUUGAUCUUAUUGUAAGAACCGAACUGAAUAGCCAGCUCAAUAGUCUGAUACGAGCUCAGUACCGGCUGAACUCUGCAGCAGAGUAUACUAGUCAGCUCGUGAGGUGAGGUGAGCUGAAUCAUUUUAUGACAAGAGCAGUAGUUAUCACA